AUGGACCUCAAUCCUUCCGAGAUACGGCGAAACAAUUGUCCACAUCAUCACUUGGUAGAAGUGGAUCCGACGGACUGGAAGGGCGUCAUCCUCGCACGUCGCGAAACCAACAUGAUUCUGGCAAUGCAAAAGAUCAUGAAAAAGCCGAAAUGGUUUCGCAAGAUUUUCGACGAUAAAAUCUGCGACAAAUGGAUGUCUGAGAUUAUGAGUCAGGUUGACUUCAGUGAGCCGAUGUGGAAGUACUGUGUUGCUGAGCUUCGCGACAAGGCCAAAACAUUGGAAGAGACUGGACUUGUCACACCAAUCGAUGUUGAUACUCAGGUUGUUUACUCGGAUGUUGCGAUCUCGAAGAAAAUCAGGCGUGAUCUUAACAAGGCGGUUGCGGCAUUGGAAAACGUACCCGACAAGGACAAAGAUUGGCAUCCCGGAACACGCGAAAGAGUCCUCGAUCUUGUUCACCCGUCCAUGUUUCCUUUGAUCUAUGGUCGCUCGAGAGUUUUGAAGAAUGGUGAUGUUGGCCUUGAAGACUGUACUUCUUACUGCGGUCAAGGUGAGAUCAUCCAAAAGCCUGAGCUUCCCAUCAGCGGUGGCUGGUCAGACCAAUUUCAGUGGCUUCCAUGUGACAUCAAGUUCGAAGGCGAGGAAGAUGUUAAGAUCACUAGCUACAUUAACAACCUGCAUCCUCAAGAACAUCCUGAUAUCUACGGCCUGGUCGAGAAGGUCAUCGCGAAAGCGGUACCUCUAUGGGAUCAGGUCCUCAGUCAUACUGGUGGUGGGCCGGAAAACAUGCGUGUCCUGGUAUUGCCUGAACCAAAACCGUACAAACCCCGCGAGAUACCAGAAGAGCCUCCUCUAGAUCUUCGCAAGGAGUACGCCGGUAGUGGACUACAGGUUAUCGUCAAACUGGCCAAUACCUAUUUGACUCCUGAUGACCCAGAAUGGGACGGAGGUAGCUGGCACGUCGAAGGUCUGCACAAUGAGCAAAUUGUCGCGACAGCAAUCUACUACUACUCGAACACCAACAUCACACCAUCCCAACUAAAGUUCCGUCACAACGGUAGCGACGAGUCGUGGUUCGACAUGGAGUACGAACAGUUCGACUACGCCCACCUCGAAACGAUCACUGGCUUUCAAAACGAGUUUGAUCCGCUCAUCCAGAACCUGGGAAGUGUCAUGUGUGACCAAGGUCGUCUACUCGCUUUUCCAAAUGUCCUGCAACAUAACGUCGGUUCGUUCAAACUCGAAGAUGAGACGAAGCCAGGCGAGCGGAAAAUCUUGGCUCUUUUCCUCGUGAAUCCUCAUGUCAGAGUCUUGUCGACCGCAAAAGUGCCACCGCAACGGAAAGAUUGGUGGGAGAAAGAGAUUCGAGAGCAGCGAGGGGAGAUCGAGAAGCUCAAGACUUUGCCGAACGAGCUGAUGGAUAAAGUGUUUGACAAUGUUGAAGAUUUCCCCAUUGGUAUGGCUGACGCAAAGCAGAUCAGGGAAACGUUGAUGGAGGAGAGAGGACCGAUUGGCCAGGGCAUGAUUGAGUGUGAAGCAACAUUUUACUUUUGCGAACAUUGA
Molecule: messenger RNA, 1563 nt
Organism: Aureobasidium subglaciale EXF-2481
Lineage: Eukaryota; Fungi; Ascomycota; Dothideomycetes; Dothideales; Saccotheciaceae
Exons: 3
Coding region: 1-1563 (520 amino acids)
Source: RefSeq, a predicted model, not a curated record